CUCCGGCGCCACCUCCGACCCUACUCGAGUCUGAAGCAUCACCACCACAACCUCAAUCAUCCAAGAGAUGAGUAGUCGCGGCGGGAAACUUGCCCCCGAAGUCAAUCGCGCUCUGUUCGUAAAGAACCUGAGCUACAACGUUACUCCUGAAGAGCUCUUCGACCUCUUUGGAAAAUUUGGGCCUAUUCGCCAAGUUCGUCAAGGUAUUGCCAACAACACCAAGGGUACCGCUUUUGUAGUCUAUGAAGAUGUCAUGGAUGCGAAGCAAGCCUGUGACAAACUGAACGGUUUCAACUUUCAGAACCGUUAUCUCGUUGUAUUAUAUCAUCAGCCCGACAAGAUGGUAAAAUCUAAAGAGGAUCUCGACGCCCGCCGGGAAUCUUUAGCGCAGCUCAAGAAGCAGCACGGCAUAGAUUGACAAUCCGACCGGUCUGUAGGCACCCUGCAGAAGAAGACCAUUUCUUCGUCUGCGGGCCGGUCUUCCUCAUCAUCAUCGUCCUCCUCUUCUUCGUCAGAGAUCAAGACAAUCCUACGAAAGGGCAGGUCGCCAGCCAAGGCCACUCCGAGCAGUGGGCACGUCCACACCCGAGCCGUCCGAUUUGCAGAAGGACUACGCGCAGCUCUACCGACGUUUGCCUAAACCGAGCAUUCGAAACGUUGCCCACGGAGUGAUACAAUUAAACGUACCACCAUCUUUUUUUUUAUCUGUUUUUCCGCCUUGGCUGGCACACAACUUCAUUUUUUCCACCUUAAUACCAGUAGUUACCGGAUCAAUCACCCCUUGAGAAAUAAAUAAAUCAAAUCACGAAAUGAGUCUUACAUUUAUGGGAACGGAAGGGGUGGGUUCAGAUUGGGGAGCUGGGAAAUUCAAAGGGUGUUUAUACGGCAAGUGACGACAUGGCAAGUCACAUAAACUGCUUUUUUUUUCGGAAUUUGGACGGAGCCUACCUUGCGGCCAUGUUUACUAGCGAACAUCUCCUGCCUCCCGAGGCCUUAACCAGAGAAAUCAACAGCAUGUCCCAA
Trichoderma atroviride IMI 206040 is the source of this 1023-nucleotide messenger RNA. RefSeq lists its product as uncharacterized. NCBI's taxonomy places the organism in Eukaryota, Fungi, Ascomycota, Sordariomycetes, Hypocreales, Hypocreaceae. Gene Ontology annotation, cellular component: nucleus; cytoplasm. Gene Ontology annotation, molecular function: mRNA binding. The record is from RefSeq and is a predicted model, not a curated record.